Molecule: messenger RNA, 1266 nt
Organism: Trifolium pratense (red clover)
Lineage: Eukaryota; Viridiplantae; Streptophyta; Magnoliopsida; Fabales; Fabaceae
Product: RNA exonuclease 4
Exons: 8
Coding region: 88-960 (290 amino acids)
Biological process (GO): rRNA processing
Cellular component (GO): nucleus
Molecular function (GO): 3'-5' exonuclease activity; nucleic acid binding
Source: RefSeq, a predicted model, not a curated record
GUUUUGUCUCUGAACUUGAACUUGAACACCGGAAGCUUAAACCCUUGAACCCUGAUUGUGAAACUUACACGUUGUGGCGGCCAAUACAUGAAGAAAUCAAAGCAAACCCAAAUGAACCCUAAUUGGGUUCAACUCCAACAAAAGCUGAAUCUUAAUGGCCCCAAAGUUUCAAGGAACUUCAAUGAUUCUGAUGAUGACACCCCAAAUUCAAUAUUGGGGAAACGUAAAGAGAGGAUAGAUGAUGAUGAUGACGAUGGUUCUGAUGAUUGUGAGAUUAACCCUCUUGCUCCUGUAAAUGAUGAUGCAAGUUUGACAGAUGUUGUGGCCAUGGAUUGCGAAAUGGUUGGGGUUGGUCAAGGAAACAAAAGUGCUCUUGCAAGAGUAACACUGGUUAACAAGUGGGGUAAUGUUAUUUAUGACGAGUUUGUACGACCAAUGGAGCGGGUUGUUGACUUCCGUACUAAAAUUAGUGGCAUAAGACCUCGAGAUCUGAGAAAAGCAAAGGAUUUUUCUACUGCUCAGAAGAAGGUGGCAGAGUUGAUCCACGGAAGGAUCCUUGUAGGUCAUGCCUUGUCCAAUGAUCUUAAGGUCCAUUUUAGUGGUUAUUCUUUUUCUUUCUUUCUUAGAUUUACAUGUAUAUUCUCUUAUCAGUCUGUAAUCUGUGAACCUGGCACUGUACUUUUACAGGCAUUAUUAUUAAGUCAUCCGAAAAAGGAUAUACGCGAUACCUCCGAGUACCCGCCGUUUCUAAGGUCAAGUGGUAGAGUAGCAUUGCGGCAUCUCGCUUCGGAACAUCUUGGUGCUAAGAUUCAAACAGGAGAGCACUGCCCGAUAGAUGACGCCCGUGCUGCUAUGAUGCUUUACCAGAAAAAUAGAAAAGAAUGGGAGAAGAGCACAAAAGGUAACUUUCGGUCCAAACAGAAGCAAAAGAAACGGAAGAAGAUAAAAGAUGCAGAAUAAUGAAGAUGUUUUGAAUGCCAACCAUGCUGGAAUUGUAUCAUAGCAUUCAUUGGCUACCUUUUAUUCAAAAACAUUAUUGUCAAGGACCCUCAUUCAAUUGUUAUUGUAUUGCUUAAAUUGAAUUAGAACUCAUGUUAGAAAGGGAGACGAUAGUUUUUGAGAAUCACUAUAAGAUCAGUUUUGUAUUUUCAGGAUAUCACUGUUGUUUUGUUUUCUACUUCUCGAGUAUAAUUGGUAGGAAAAACUCCGAAGGUGUGUAACGAUGGAUUCACUUAUAAAUAGAUCAGAGAAUUUUAUGGUCCUAAA